Manis pentadactyla (Chinese pangolin) is the source of this 5418-nucleotide messenger RNA. RefSeq names its product ETS homologous factor (gene EHF). Lineage: Eukaryota; Metazoa; Chordata; Mammalia; Pholidota; Manidae. Gene Ontology annotation, molecular function: DNA-binding transcription factor activity, RNA polymerase II-specific; sequence-specific DNA binding. The record is from RefSeq and is a predicted model, not a curated record. Gene Ontology annotation, cellular component: nucleus. Gene Ontology annotation, biological process: regulation of transcription by RNA polymerase II; cell differentiation. The transcript is spliced from 9 exons. The coding region runs from base 172 to 1074 and encodes 300 amino acids.
AUUUAAAAUUAUUGUCAUAUGCAUUUAUCUUCACUCUGAUGAGGGCUCAGACGUGAUAACACCCCUGGCUCCCUAUCCCCGUAGGAGCUGGUGUGAGAGCUGCCUGCUGCCUCCCCUCCAUUAGCCACAGCUGUUGGAUUUCCCACCCAGAAUCUUUAGGUAAAUGAGAUCAUGAUUCUGGAAGGAAGUGGUGUAAUGAAUCUCAACCCCAACAGCAACCUCCUCCACCAGCAGCCAGCCUGGACAGACAGCUACCCCACGUGCAACGUUUCCAGCGGGUUUUUUGGAGGCCAGUGGCAUGAAAUCCAUCCUCAGUACUGGACCAAGUACCAGGUAUGGGAGUGGCUCCAGCAUCUCCUGGACACCAACCAGCUGGAUGCAAGCUGCAUCCCUUUCCAGGAGUUCGAUAUCAAUGGCGAGCACCUCUGCAGCAUGAGUUUGCAAGAGUUCACCCGGGCGGCGGGGACGGCGGGGCAGCUCCUCUUCAACAACUUGCAGCAUCUCAAGUGGAACGGCCAGUGCAGCAGUGACCUGUUCCAGUCCACACACAAUGUCAUUGUCAAGACAGAACAAACAGACCCUUCCAUCAUGAACACCUGGAAAGAAGAAAACUAUUUAUAUGAUACCAACUAUGGUGGCACAGUAGAUUUGCUGGACAGCAAGACUUUCUGCCGGGCCCAGAUCUCUAUGACAGCAACUGGUCACCUUCCCGUUGCAGAGUCACCUGAGGUGAAAAAGGAACAAGAUCACCCUGCCAAGUCCCAUACCAAGAAGCACAAUCCUCGAGGGACACACUUAUGGGAAUUCAUCCGAGACAUCCUUCUGAACCCAGACAAGAACCCAGGGUUAAUCAAGUGGGAAGACCGUUCAGAGGGCAUCUUCAGGUUCUUGAAAUCAGAGGCUGUGGCUCAGCUGUGGGGGAAAAAGAAAAACAAUAGUAGCAUGACCUACGAGAAGCUCAGCCGAGCGAUGAGGUAUUACUACAAGAGAGAAAUUCUGGAACGUGUGGAUGGACGAAGACUGGUAUAUAAAUUUGGGAAGAAUGCACGUGGAUGGAGAGAAAAUGAAAAUUGAAGCUGUUGACGCUUUGACCACAAACUAAAACAUGCCCCCAAAUGAUUAAAUAUCAAGAACUCCUGGACGUAAAUAUUUCAAAGACUACUUUCCUGUGAUAUUUAUGUACCAUGAUGGGGGAAAUAAUCUACUUCUAACCGGAAGAAAGAACACUACAGUUGAUAAAAUUAUUUUGUUACUUUGAAGUAUGUCCUAUGUGGGGAACAAACGUACACAGUUUUCUGUGAAAUAUGAUGCUGUAUGUGGUUGUGAUUUGUUUUUCCUCUAUUGUGAAGUUCUUUUCUGCUGCAAGGGCAGGGUUUGUAGCCUGGUGCUUCUUGCUGAGAGAAAGAAAAAAAUAAGAGGGCAUUAAAUGUUUUUAUAUGCAAAAUGAUUUAGAAAAAGGUGAUGUGUCCUCUGCAUAUAAGCAACCGCAUGGCCUCCUCAAGAGAGAUGAGCAUGGUUGCUAGGAGGAACUCAGGAUCUCAGAUUGACGGGAUGAACCAGAGGAUGCUGGGAAGUUUAGCCUGACCUUAAGAACCAGUGAGUGGAGAAUGAAGACUUCCAAAAUCCAGGUGGACUGUAAUCACUGCAUUAUCUCCUGACUUGCAAUGUUUAAAUCAGCAAGAAGAAUGAUGGUGGGGGGUUUUAUACAAAUUCAGGAAUGAUUUACCUGAUGCCAAGGCUAUCUUUCCCCCUCCCCCUCAGAUGACUGGUAACAAAAAUUCAAUUUCCUCCUCUGCUCACUUCCAGUUAUUUAUGAGAGUGUACAGCCUUGGUUAUUUUUAUGCCAAUUGCUUAAAAAUAAAUGGGAAACAGGAAGUGGUGAUGAGUUUGCUCUUGUAUUUCUAUAAUCCAUAGUUUCUCAAUUAGCACAAUGCACAUUUUUGGCUGAGUAGUUCUUUGUUGUGCAUUAUUUGGCUGCUGUGUACACUGUAGGAUGUUCAUCAGUAGCCAUGACCUCUACUGACUAGACGCAGAUAGCAUGCCCAUCCCCCAGGUUGUGACGAACAAAAAUGUCUCCAGACAUUGCUAAAUGUCCCCUCAGGGGCAACGUUGCUUUUAAUGGAGAACCACUGAUGUACCCAGUCAAGAUGAAGAUGGCAUUUUAGUCUCAGAACAAAAAGAUGUAUGAAGUCUUUUAGUCCGUAGCAUGAAGCAAAACCAAGACAUCAAAGCAAUCUAUUUUUAAUUUUUAAAAUGAUAGGAACAAUGGGUUGAAAUAGCUAGAGGGAUUUCUUUCCAGAAUCCCAGAUGACAGGCAACAUUAGAUAAAUCAAACAUAGUAAUGUAGUGAGAACUGCAACAGGAGACAUUUUCACUGGUAUUACAAAGCAGAGUAAAAAUGACUUUGCAGAAGGAAAUAUGGAGAGAAGAGUGCGUGUGUGUGUUGAGAAAGGCAGGGAGAGAGAGAGAGAAGGACAGCGUUCUAGGGAAAAGCUUUGCUGAUGUUACUUUUUAUAAUCUUUUCUUUUUUGGAUAAUCUUUCAUCCCAAAAGUGAAUGGUACAUUGUCUAGAUUUGCAAUCUUUUUUUUUUUUUUUAAAGAAAGAAAAGGAAGGAAGGGUGGAAGAGAACAACAGAAAGCUCAGCUCAGGAGCUGUUGUCAGAAAGGAAUUGGAGACUUCUUCAAUGAUGAGCCUGUCCUGGGGUACCUGGAGACUUAUUGGGUUCUGCAAUCUGGGAGGAACAUGAACCUGUAGACACUUUGAGAAUGGGUUUGAACCUCCAGAUUCCUUUUGCAGCUUUUCUUUUUGGCUCGCUGUAUCCUUGGCUUUCUCUUCCUCCUGCCUCUCUAUCUUGAGCAAUAAAAUGGGAAUGAGGACAUGUUAUUAGAUAAAUCAUUAAGAUUUAGUAAUGAGUAAAGUGCUCCUCAGUAAGAAGGAGCACUCUUCAUCAAUUAAUGGAGGACCUACCAGGAUCUUACCCAGUGGAGGUGAGUGAGUCAUACUCAAAGGUUGCAAAGUCUUUGUAAUGUAUUCAGGAGACUGGAAGUAGGAAGAGUUAAGACUUUUCCUAAUUUUAAUGAGAUACAUUAGGGAUGGUGACCUUGUAGCACCAGCUUAGUGAGAUGACCUUCUGAAGGUACAACCAAGUCCAUUUUUAUUUCUGCCUGGCUUGGUCACCUCCACAAAGGUGUUAUUUAGUGUUGUCAAGUCACAGUUUCUGGUGAAACUAAGAGAAAUAACAAUGAGCAGCACAGAUCUGAGAUGUCCUUGCAUCAAAGGCACACCUUUUCCAAGUAAGGCUAUAGAAUGGUGAGGUCAUCCCAGCACUUGACUACACUUUACACAGAACAAAUUAAACAUCCAGAUAUUUGAACUGGUGUCAAUGCUUGAAUGUUUGUGUGUCUGAAUUGUGUAAAGUUAUUAGGGAUAUCUGCUAAUUCUCACUCUGCUGUUCUUUCCCUGGCUUUGCCUCUUCAUCAUCUUAAGGGGGCUAAAUCCUUCUCUAACUUCACUGUUCCCCAAAUCUGUUUCUCACAUUCCUCCAAAUUGCCCUUGGCUCUCUCUUCACCUUCUCCAAUGAAGAGCAAUCCCUGCUGCGUAGUGAGUCUGGGGAGUACCAAAUGGAACAGUUCUGUGGAUAAUUAGCAGAUGGUGUUAUUUGUUGAAAGUGACAGUUUCUUAACAACUGGUUCCUGCUUAAAUAGGCUGGAGUAUUAAGUUCUUAGCAUCUCUCUCUGUUGUAUUGGCUUGAGUUUGAUGUAUUUUCUAUGUGCUCUUCAUGACUUGGAGAACUCAAAAUAAUUAAUCCAUACCAACUUGGUGUGUGAGCAGAAUAUUUCCCACCACAGUGUUGUGUGGGAAAGCAAAAUCCCAGAGAAAGUCAGCAGCAGGUGAAGCCCCCUUCCUCUGGGGACUCACAACUUCUUACUUGAGAUACAUGUUUGUCCUGGGUGUACACAUGAUCACUACACUGGUCCCCUUGACUGCUCCAUACACUAAAGGCUUGGGCUGUUAUCAUUAUUUUCAUGGGAACCUGAGGCAAAAAAUGGUUUGCUAAGAUUUUAUCAGACUCAAGUCAACCAAGGCUCCUAGAUACUUGACUUGAUGAAACUUAAGCAAGGCCCUUGUUCCCAGAGAUAUACCUACAGAUUCCUGAACUUGACUUCUGAGCAGGGAAGACCUAGGUAAUGAGAUUGCCUUUGAACACACUGGUUCUUCCUCAAAGUUCUUGCCUCACUAGACUGUAAGCUCUAUGAGGGCAGGGACUGUAUCUCAUCAAUAUUGUUUUCCCAGUAGCUAGCAUGAGAUAGGUCCUUUAUGAAUAUUUGCUGAGUGGGUGAAUAAAUGUCUUCUGGAAGACUCCUUGGAUCAAGAGGCCAUAUCCAUAAUCGGGAUGUGAAUCAUUUCUUCACUGGAAUAAGAGCACAGUGGUCAAACUGUCAAGGACAUAUUACUGAUUAGAUGAACAUCUUACUGUGACACUCUCCUUUGCCUUCCUACCUGCGCUGAGAUGAAACCAAAACAGGUUGCUUGGUUCCACAAGUCAACAUACAUGGAAUGAGAAUUUUGUUGCCUUAUUAGGAGCUGUGAGACUUAUCUGGUACAAGAAGCCAGUAAUGACCUGUUUUAACCAAUGAAGAUUAUAAAUGUGUUUAUAUGAUGUAAAUUUCUAUUUAAGUGUAAAAGAGGUCUAAGUUUUAGAGUGUUCGGUUUGGUAUCUGUAUUUUUUUCUUUUUGAAAAAUACUGAGGGAUCUUUUCAUAAGGCUAGUCAUACAUGUUAGAUUUUAGUUCUGCAAGUGUGUUGUGUUUCAAAUGUAUAAAAUACAGGAAAAGCUAAAGUAGUAAGAGGGAAAGGCAAUUAUACCAGUCUUCAAUAGUUAAAAAAGCAUUUGUUGAGUACAUACUACGUGUACGGCAUGGAACCAUAUGUGUAAGGAGCUUAUCUGAUUAUAUGGUGUUUAUUAGAUACUCCAUAUGAACCCACUAGAUGGAUACCUACUGUGUGAAAGAAAGAUCAGCAUAGCAAUCACAACAUCCGAGCUGAGUUAUCCUCAGGAUGGUUCUCAGGAUUUCAGUUCUGGAGUAAGAGAUAGAGCACUUACUAAGAACCUGUUGAGACUGUGCCUUAUGAACCACUUAAAUGCAUGUCUUCACAAAUUUAGCUUAAUUGGGAUUAAUCUUGUAGUAGCUAUUUGCAUGAUUUCUGCUUUUCUUCCCAUUUGGCUUCUGGACUGACAAGUUGUGGGAAACAACCCUACUGUCACUGUUUUUGAAAAAAUCAGAAAUCUUGCCCUUUAAACUAUGUUAAAUCCAAACUAAGUAUUUCUGUUUUAGAAAGAUUAUAUUUUUUCAAAUAUGUUUUUUUUGUUUGUUUGAUGGGUCCCAGGAAACACUAAUAAAAACCACAGAGACCAGC